AAGAAGUGUCGUAAUAUAGACAAACUGAUAGUCUAGGCUUGGCUACUCAAAAUUAGCCUAUCUAACGUCGAGUAGCCUACAAUGACAGUAGCCUAGGGAUGGCUAACUGUGUGUCGCGCACAUAGCGCAGCGCUUCAUGUCAAUCAUGUAGCCUACAGUCUGACUGUUUAAAACAGUGUUAUCGAUAGUCAAAUAUGAACAGUCACACGGUGACAGACAUAUUGGGGGAGUGUCACGCAUGUGUGGAAAAAGGCGCCGUGGAGGCCACCGUGGACUCACUACAGGACUUCACUACAUGCAGAGAGACCCUAUCUGAUGAACUGGUCAUACUGCUGCAGGAGGCUGCGGACAUGAAAUGGCCAUUUGUGCCCGAGAAAUGGCAGUACAAGCAUUCCUUGACCUCGAAGGACAAGGUCAACCUUAAGGACAUCAUCAGUGAAAACUUGUUCCAACUGCUGGCCUACUUGAAGGCAGCCAUCUUGGCUGGGCAGCCUCUCUGGGCAGCCUCUGCCAUCUUCCUGGUUGACCGUUUCCUGUACUGGACAGACGACUCUCGACAGCUUCUGAGGAUCACCAGAAAGUUGCAUCAGCGCUACCCGGGCACACCUAUCGCUCCGCAGGUGGUCAUUCGACAAGCUCGGGUCUACUUCAGCACAGGUAAGCUACAGAAGGUGGAGUACAUUCUUGGCAAUCUAAUAAGGAACAGUGGAUCAACAGGAUGCUGGAAGUAUCACACCGACACUGAUCGAAUUCUUGUACAGGCUGUGAGUGUGCAAGUUCGUGGGCAAGUUCUUCAGAAGCUGGGGCUUUGGUUUGAGUCAGCAGAAUUGAUUUGUGCUUCCUUGGCUGGGUUUUACGCUCUUCCUCAGCCUGAUAAAAAGGGAAUUGGAACAUCACUGGGUAUCCUUGCAAACAUACUGGUAUCCAUGGAUGACAAGGACUUCCACAGGUUUAGGACAAGUGAAGACACUCAUAUGUCUUUCCUUGGAAAAAUCCAACAUCGUCUACUUUCUGCAGCUGAGGCAGCUAAAAUGGCUGUGGUCUACAGUCAAUAUGCCUCACUUUAUGUGCUAACGAACGUGGUUGCCCAAGGGACUUGCCUUCUGUCAUAUAGUUUCUCAACAGAGUGUCCGCCAGCAGAGAAAGCCACUUAUCUGACCCAAGCGAAAGAGGCAUUUGAAAUCGGUCUGCUUACUAAAACUGAAGAGGAUGUGGUGACUAGCAAACAGGAAUUACAUACAUUCGUGAAAGCAGCUUAUGCAUUAGCAGUCAUCCAUAAGUGGCUUGGUAGCCCUUACAGCCUAGUGGCAGAAACUACUCAAGUUUGUCGGGAAGCAUCUACAACUUAUUACACUUACUGCUUCACAGAGAGUGCUGAUAAGGAAAAAUUGUGCAGAGAGAUCAUGCGGUUGGUGCAAAAAGUUAAGUCACUGCUGAAGGUGGAGCCAUUUGUGAAUUCUGACCCAGGAUCUUUCAUCCCAGACACCUACAGGGCGGCAGAGGAUAAAAUAGUCGUCUUCACCCUGGAUGACUUUGCUAAGGUCAUGAAGAAAUUUCAGCAACAUCACCAUUCUGUUUGUGAGUCUUUUAAAGCAAAUUGCCACAGACACGAUAAUGCAGAAUUGGAGACGUCAUCUGGAAUCUGUAUCACAUCUUUUGGAACAGCCACUGAAAUGGCUAACACAGAAUGCAACACGGAGAGCCAAGUAGACAAAGGACCAUCUGGUGUCCAACAGGAUGUGACGAAUGACAUUACUCCAUCCUAUCGGUCGUCAACGAGACAAUCUGCCCAUUUACCUGGAAAUCAAGGAGCUGUAGAUACAGCAACCAGCAAUGAGAUGCAACCAGAUGGGAAGAAGGAAGCAAAGUUCUCUUCUGGCUUGCUCAGUAGUAGCUUAGGGUCCUCAUGGGGCAACAUGAUGAGCAUCAGUGGGAACAGUAAUCAUACACCAAAUGCUCCAAAAGGCCAGGUUGACUCAAGUUGUCCCACGGAGAGUGACGGCGAUGACUCGUCAAUCUUGUUAGAUUCUCUGGUGCUUGGCUCAUCUGCGGCCUCCAUAGCCAAACCUGGACGUGAGAACGAAGACAAAGGUAGAAGAGAUGCAUCAAAUGUCUUCCCUCCGUCACAGUUCACUUCUCAUGUCAGAGCAGAGAGAGAGCGCAACAAGAGCCACCGUACACCUCUGUCCAAACAAAGUGCUACAAAGACAAUACUGGACCAAAGAAGCAUAGAGACAGAAGAAGAUGAGACAGAUAUGCCAAACUUGAACAUCCGUAUUCCCAAAGGAACUACCCAAGGCAUUAAAGAGAGGUCUUCCUCUAGUUCUUUGAGCAGUAGCUUUGGCUCACUGUCAUCUUGGCAGAAAGUGCCUUCUCUUGACACAGAAUCGUCUGCUGAUAAUAGUUCUAAGAUUGGACAAGGCAAAGAUAUCCCAACAAACACGGGUGAUGAAACAUCUCCAGGUCCUUCAAUGCUUUCCCAUUUGUCUAAGCAAAGAGGUGGAAAGGGCGACAAAGAUGGUACAAUACUUGCACCUGGAAAGACUAUAACAAAGACUAUGCCUGAUCAAAGCAGCAUAGAAACAGAAGAAGAUGAUCUGAAUUUUGAGAAUAUCAGCCACACAUCACAGAAUUUCAAAGAAGCAAAUCAAGGCAACAAAGAGAGGUAUUGUUCUAGUUCUUUAAGCAGUAGCUCUGGGUCAUCAUGGCAGAAAAUUCCUUCUCUUGCUACAGGAUCAUCAAUUGAUGAAGGCCAAGAGGUUGUCGGAGGCAAUGAUAUUCCAACAAACCAAGAUGACAGUGGUAAAAAGUGCCAGGAGUCCACAGCAGGAUCUAUUUCAUCAGGGCAAAGAGGUAGAGAGGGCAACAAAGGCAAAACUAGAGCUGUGUCUGCUACAAUUCCAAAAAUGAUUUCUGACCAAAACACGGAAACAGAGGAAGAUGAGCCAGAUAGGUUGAACCUAAACCAUACAUCAACAGGUUUCAGAGGGUUAGCGCAAGGACACAAUGAGGUAUCUUUUUCUAGUUCUUUGAGUAGUAGCUUUGGGUCAACGUCUUCCUGGCAAAAAGUGCCUUCCCUUGAUAAAGGAUCGUCAUUUAAUAGUGAUAGUGGCUUCACAAGAAGACGUGAAGAUGUCCCAGCAAACACUGGGAAAAUUUGUGAAGCUACUGACCCUUCACAAAAACAUCAUACAAAACCUGAUCAUGGUGGUCCCCAGAAGAGUAGUAAGGACAGUUCUGAGAUUGAGGCAGACAUUUUGGAUCCUCUUCCUCGUUCAGUCUUUACCCAAGAUGUCACAAAGCCAAAGAAAGAAAUCUCUUCAAAUAGCAGUCAGCAGUCUAUUGGAAAUGUCACUUGUAAGAAAUGCUUCCCUCCACACCUUGUUGAGAUGGGUGUGUUGAGUGAUAUUCUGACACGGCAAGAUUACAAUGCACUACUUGCAGGGGUGUGCCACGAAUGCCUGAUCAACAGACUACCGAAGAAGACAAUUCUGGCCUUACCUAACAAUAAAGCCUAUGGUGCACUUUUACUAAAGUUUUCGAAGACCACUGGCUUGUGGACUGGCCGUGAGACAAAUCUAUACAUCGGUGACUAUCUGAAGGAAGGCACACAACGGAAAGCAUUCCAGGUUCAGUUCCUUCACCAGGAAGAACUCUUGGGCAGUUAUGUGGGAAAGCAGUAUUACAAUUUUGAUGUGACCGUCCAUGACCACCUCAACGAUGUGGAAAGGCAGAUGACGGCUCAGUUCUAUGUGACUGAGUUCAAUAAGAGGUUGUACGAAAAGAGCAUCACAGCGCAGAUCUUCUUCAUCCCUUCUGAAGUCCUGCUGAUUUUAGAAAGAGACACCAUCAUUGGCUGUGUGACAGCAGAACCAUACAUGCUGGGGACUUUCAGCAAGCUCACCAACAACACGAGAAAAGUCAUCAGGAAAUAUAAGGCUUUUGAGUAUGGUAUUGCCUUUGGCCACUUUACUUAUGAGUUCUCCAGAAACGAGGAGGUUGUUGUGGACCUCCAAGGUUGGGUGUCAGAGGACGGUAAAGGGCUGACAUACCUCACUGACCCCCAGAUCCACACCCUACGGAAGCCCCCGAGCAGGACCUCCAACUUCCAUCAGAGAGGCAUCAAUCUGUUCCUGGAGGGACAACAUGGCCCAGAAUGCAACGAGGUCUGCAAACUGCUCUGUCUGGGGAAACUGCAGAUGCCCAAAUUUGCACUGUAAUGUCUGCAAUAUGUGCUCUGAUGACUACUGUAUGCGUAUGAAGAUGAAAUACUUGAAUUGGUCUAUUUGAAAGACAAACAUCAUUAUGGCUUUUUAAAUUAUAAAGGAGAUGAGUAUUCAUUAAAAAAUAUAGUGUUUUAAUCAUGACAGAAUAAUUAACAGAGCAAAAUAAUCAUACUCUGUUAAUUUAACUCUUGUCUGUAAUGCUAAAUGUAUG
Molecule: messenger RNA, 4437 nt
Organism: Sardina pilchardus (European sardine)
Lineage: Eukaryota; Metazoa; Chordata; Actinopteri; Clupeiformes; Clupeidae
Gene: alpk1
Product: alpha-kinase 1
Exons: 13
Coding region: 195-4220 (1341 amino acids)
Biological process (GO): innate immune response; cytoplasmic pattern recognition receptor signaling pathway; protein phosphorylation
Cellular component (GO): cilium
Molecular function (GO): monosaccharide binding; ATP binding; protein serine/threonine kinase activity
Source: RefSeq, a predicted model, not a curated record